Molecule: messenger RNA, 1400 nt
Organism: Photinus pyralis (common eastern firefly)
Lineage: Eukaryota; Metazoa; Arthropoda; Insecta; Coleoptera; Lampyridae
Gene: Bcs1
Product: mitochondrial chaperone BCS1
Exons: 4
Coding region: 97-1368 (423 amino acids)
Biological process (GO): mitochondrial respiratory chain complex III assembly; protein insertion into mitochondrial inner membrane from matrix
Cellular component (GO): mitochondrial inner membrane
Molecular function (GO): ATP hydrolysis activity; ATP binding
Source: RefSeq, a predicted model, not a curated record
AUACAUUACAUUGAGGUUAUGUAACUCUAAUUAAAGUUUUUAUUUUAUUUUCCUUGCCCAAGCUAAUUAACUAAUUAAUAAGCGGAAUAAAGCACAAUGACUUUAAUAGACUAUUUAAGUUCUUUAUCCGAUAACCCCUACUUCGGUGCCGGUUUCGGAUUGUUCGGGUUAGGCGCAGGGGCCGCGGUUCUACGCAAAGGGCUGCAGGGCUCGUUAAUACUAUUUAGACGACAUUACAUGAUAACGUUAGAAGUUCCGUGCAGGGAUAAGUCGUAUCAGUGGAUAUUGCAGUGGAUGACGUACAAGGGUGCGAGACAAACUCAACAUUUAAGUGUCGAGACGAGCUUCGAACAGAAAGAGACGGGGCAAAUUAAGACGAAAUACGAGUUCAUUCCCAGCAUCGGCACGCACUUCUUUAAGUAUGGGGGUACGUGGAUUCGUGUCGAGCGGACCCGUGAGCAACACACCUUAGAUUUACACAUGGGGGUGCCUUGGGAGACGGUAACUCUCACGGCGAUCGGAAGAAAUAAACAGCUAUACUUCAACAUGCUAGAAGAAGCUAGACACAUGGCUUUAAAACAGCACGAGGGAAAAACGAUCAUGUACAUCGGAAUGGGCAGUGAAUGGAGACAGUUCGGACAUCCCAGGAAACCGCGUCCCAUAUCCUCCGUGGUUCUCGAUCAGGGAGUGAGCCAAAAAAUUUUGAACGACUGUCGCGAGUUUAUCUCGAAUCCGAGCUGGUACACGGAACGAGGUAUACCGUACCGACGCGGCUAUCUGCUUUACGGGCCGCCGGGUUGCGGAAAAUCGUCGUACAUCACCGCGCUAGCCGGAGAAUUACAAUUCAGCAUUUGCGUUUUAAACUUGUCCGAACGAGGUUUAUCCGACGAUCGACUUAAUCACCUACUAAGUGUCGCUCCCCAGCAGAGUAUAAUUUUAUUGGAGGAUAUUGACGCCGCUUUCGCCUCGAGGGAGGAUUCGUCUCAGCAGAAGGCCGCUUACGAAGGUCUGAACCGGGUGACCUUUAGCGGGUUGCUAAAUUGUCUCGACGGGGUGGCAAGUACCGAAGCUAGAAUUGUAUUUAUGACGACAAAUUAUCUUGAAAGGUUGGACAAAGCGCUGAUACGACCUGGUCGCGUCGACCUUAAGGAGUACAUCGGAUGGUGCACGCCAUACCAAAUUGAAAAUAUGUUCCUGCGAUUCUAUCGCGGUGCCAACAUCAACAGCGAAGCCAAAGAAUUCUCCGAGACGGUGCUCUCCUUCAAGAAGAACGUCAGUCCCGCCCAAAUCCAGGGAUACUUCAUGGUGCACAAGCUGGCGAGUACGAGGGACGUAAUUAAUAACACAAAAAUGAUAUGGGAAUUGUAGACUUUACGUAAUUACAGAAUUAUUUCUUCUUU